GUCGGGGCCGUCGAAGCCAUGGUGCUGGUGCCACCGCUGCUGCUGCUGCUGCUGGCGGCGGCGGCGAAGGUUGCGGCGGUGGAGGAGCUGGCGGAGGAGCUGGUGCUGGCCCUUGGGGCCGCCGACGAGGUGGUGGCAGCCGUCGGGGCUGCCCCAGGGCACGCCGCCUUCCAUCGUGCUGCCAAGGCGUCGUGGCGGCUGCCCGGGCACUACGUGGUGGUGCUGCAGGAGGGCAGCGGCGAGGCCGAGGUGCGGGGCACGGCGCGGAGGCUGCAGGCCCGGGCGGCACGGCACGGCUACCUCACCGAGCUGCUGCACGUCUUCCACCUCCUGCCCGCCUUCCUGGUGAAGAUGAGCAGCGACGUCCUGGACAUGGCCCUGAAGCUGCCGCACGUGGAGUACGUGGAGGAAGAUUCCUACGUCUUUGCGCAGAGCAUCCCCUGGAACCUGGGCAGGAUCGUGCCGCCGCAGCCCAGCUCGGGUGCCUACAGCCCUCCCAAUAAAGGCGACCAGGUGGAGAUUUACCUGCUGGACACCAGCGUGCAGAGCACCCACCGGGAGAUCGAGGGCAGGGUGCUUGUGACCAACUUUGAGAACGUCCCCGAGGAGGACGGCACCCGCUUCCACAGGCAGGCCAGCAAGUGUGACAGCCACGGGACCCACAUGGCCGGGGUGCUGAGCGGGCGUGACGCCGGCGUGGCCACGGGCGCCAACAUCCACAGCCUGCGCGUGCUGAACUGCCAGGGGAAGGGCACCGUCAGCGGGACCCUCAUCGGCCUGGAGUUCAUCAAGACGACGCUGGAGGCUCAGCCCUACGCGCCGCUGGUGGUGCUGCUGCCCUUCGCCGGUGCCUACAGCCGCUCGCUGAACGCCGGCUGCCGCCGGAUGGUGCAGAUGGGGGUGGUGAUGGUCGCAGCCGCCGGUAACUACAAGGAUGAUGCCUGCCUGUACUCACCAGCAUCUGAGCCGGAGGUCAUCGCGGUUGGGGCAACCAACAGUGAGGACCAGCCCGCCUCCAUCGGCACUCUGGGCACCAAUUUCGGCCGCUGCGUGGACCUGUUCGCGCCGGGGGACGACAUCAUCGGCGCCUCCAGCGACUGCAGCACGUGCUUCACGGCGCAGAGCGGCACGUCGCAGGCGGCCGCGCACGUGGCAGGCAUCGCAGCCAUGCUGCUCAGCGCCGAGCCCGGCCUGAGCCUCGCCGAGCUCCGGCAGCGCCUCCUGCACUUCGCCACCAAGAACGCCAUCAACGCGGCGUGGUUCCCCGAGGAGCAGCGGCUCCAGACGCCCAACAGCGUGGCGGGGCUGCCCAACCGGCUGGGUGCAGACGACCAGCUGUACUGCCGCUCGGUGUGGUCGGCACGCUCGGGGCUCACCCGGCACGCCACGGCCGUGGCUCGCUGUGCCGGCGACGAGGAGAUGCUCAGCUGCUCCAGCUUCUCCCACAGCGGCCGGCGGCUCGGCGAGCACAUGGAGGACAAGGAGGGGAGGAAGCAGUGCGUGGCCCACAACGCUUUCCGGGGCCAAGGCGUCUACGCCAUUGCCAGGUGCUGCACGUGGCCCAAGGCCGAGUGCCAGAUCAACGCCAGCUCGCAGGAGGCUGAGGGGGCCGGCUGCUCCCCGCAGGACCACGUGCUGACCGGCUGCAGCUUCCACUCCCCCUCCGCCACCCUGGGUGAUGGCGGCAGACCCAUGCCGGGGCCGGGGAGCAGGCCUGGCCACUGUGCUGGAAGGACGGAGGUGAUGGCACACGCGUCCUGCUGCCCUGCUGCCGCGCUGGAGUGCCGGGUGAAGGAGCACGCGCCUCAGGGCUCUGCCGAGAAGGUGACGGUGUCCUGUGACGACGGCUGGACGCUGACAGGCUGCAGCGCCUACUCCCAGGGCCCUGGCACCUUGGGGUCCUACGCCGUGGAUGACACCUGCGUGGCAGUGAGUGCCGCUGGCAGCCGGGCGGCCGCGGCCGUCGCCAUUUGCUGCCGGAGCCGGCAGUAGGGACAGGCCGAGCCGCCACCGGGGCGGCUGUGCCAUGCUGUGAGAUGUGGCCACUUGCAGGUGCCAGCCUGUCACUUGUUUGGUGACAGGACGGGCUCCUGCCUGUGCAGGGCAUGGAGGAAGGCAUCACCACGGGAGCACAACCGUGUGGUGGUGUGGCCCCGGUCAAGCCCCUGCUACGAGCCAUGGGGCAGCUCUCCAAGCAGCCACCGUGCAUCCAAAGCCCUGCUGCCCUUCCCCUGCCACAUUUCUACACAUUCCUAUACCUAUACUGACUGUAUAAGCUGUCUUGAGGCUGUUUGUUUGUGUUGCCACACAGCGUAUGACAAAGUCCCCACCUUUAUAUAUAUAUAAGUGAGGAUUGCUCCUUUUUCUCCUGGCUGGUUGCUCCUUAGGUUUCAGCUAACUUAGCUUCACACCUGGUAAAUCAUAGUCCAGCCAUUUAGGGGUGGUUUUAAAAUUGUGUACUCAGGUAUUUGGGAGACCUCUUUUCUUUUUAGACAAGUGUAAGGGUUCUAGUUUAAAAAAGUUGCUUAUCUAGAUUUUGAUCUGCAUUGCUACAGAAUCAGCUACUGCUUUGUUAGUGUUUUUUUUUGUUGUUGUUGAUGUUGGAGUCAGAGUUGAUGAUCUGCUGGUGCUACGUGUUGCUUUAAUGGUUUCCCUUUCAGGGCUUCCCCAGUCAUACAGAACUGGCAGCAUUUUUUUUUUCUUU
This is a messenger RNA of Oxyura jamaicensis (ruddy duck), 2704 nucleotides long. RefSeq names its product proprotein convertase subtilisin/kexin type 9 (gene PCSK9). The transcript has 12 exons. Bases 19 to 1992 code for a protein of 657 amino acids. The record is from RefSeq and is a predicted model, not a curated record. Gene Ontology annotation, biological process: proteolysis. Gene Ontology annotation, molecular function: serine-type endopeptidase activity. NCBI's taxonomy places the organism in Eukaryota, Metazoa, Chordata, Aves, Anseriformes, Anatidae.